CAGUGAACCGUGUGCAACUGCAGGGUGUUGUAGGUCUCUGAUUUUCCAGUUAGCCCUCAACCGUCAUCAGAAAUCUGCAAUCCAAGGAUCCAAAAUCCACACACUUUGAUUCUUCAAAUUCCCAAAUUUUCAAUUGAUUCUGGGUAUCAACCAUUUUGCAGGAAGUCUUGGAUUAGAAGAAAAUGGACACUCAUAGUGCUGAAGAAACUGAUGGGGUUGAUGUUGAUGUUGUUUCAUCCAAUGGAGAGAUGGUUGAAGAUCAGGGUAAUGGUACUAAUGCAAUGCUAACGAGUCUGGAAUUGAACCUGGCAUGUUUCUCUGAGAAAGUUGUAAACUUGAGCAUCUUUGUGAUGCAUUUGGAAACUUUUGAGGGUGAAUUGGAGGCCUUGUUUCUGGAUAAAGAAGACAAUAUGGAUGUUGAUUGUGUUGGAAAGGGUCUGGAGUUUGAUCUGUUAUGUGGGGUGUUGGGUUCUGAGGUCAGAGAAUUGGGUGUGUUCUUGGACACCCUUCAUGCUGAGUAUGCUGAUGCUCAAGAGAGGGUUUCUUGUAAUAAUCUCUUGGAGGAGAGGCUGAGUGAUUCUGAAGAAAGUUUGAAGCAGUCUGAGGAGCAGUUUGAUGAGAUUAAGAAGCAAUAUUCUAGCUUGCAGAAGACUUUGUCUAAUUAUAAGAGGGAAGAGAAUGGUAAUGUUGAAGAGGGUGGAGAUGUGGUUGAGGAUGAUCAGUCUUUAAAUGUAAACACAGGAAAACAAACUAUUGAGCAACAAAGGAAUAUUCUGAGGAUGCUAGAAAAAUCUUUAGCAAAUGAAAUGGAUCUUGAGAAGAAAUUUAGUGACUCAAAGCAAACUGAAGAAAAGCUAAGACGAAGGAUUGUUUCUCUAGAACAAGAGAUAAUUCUUAUGGAGGAAGAAGCAACCGAGGUUUGGGAAAAAUGGUUUGAGGCAGACAAUGCAUAUGAGAUCCUGAUGGGAAUUUCAAAAGAACUGUUAGGCAAACUCCAGAUUUCUCAGUUCAAUUUGAAUGGUUUGAGGCAGCGCGAAUUUGAUCUUAGAGCUAAGCUAGGAUCUUCUACAGAACAAUUGAAAGAAACUGACAAGGUGAGUUCACUUGAGAAGCAGCUAAAAGAAACUGAAUGCCAGCUACUGAAUGUGAAGGCCUCUGCUGAUAAUUAUCAGGAACAAUAUAAUUUUUUGUCUUCUGAAAUCAGAGACAUGAAAAACCUUGUUAGUCAACUGAAAGAAAAUGUAUCAACUGCAGAGAGUCGGGCUAAUAAUGCCGAAGCUCAUUGUAAAUCAUUGACAGAGACUAAUGAAGAGCUCAAGAAGGAGCUGACUCUUUUGAAAGAUGGUGGCGGCACACCUGAGAUUGUAGAGUCGCUUGAGAAGCAGAUGAGAGAAUCGGAUUUACAACUGCAGCAUGCAGUAGCAUCUGCUGAAGCUAGUCAGGAGAAGCAGAAGAUGUUGUAUUCCACAAUUGAUGAUAUGAAUCAUGUGAUGGAGGAUCUUAAGUCAAAUUUUUCUAAAGCUGAGAGUCGGGCUGAUAGCGCUGAGGAGAAGUGUAUCAUAUUAUCCGAAUCAAAUGCCGAUUUAAAUGAGGAAAUAAACUUCUUGAGGAGUAGAUUGGAGUGCUUGGAGGAAUCACUGCACCAAGUGGAGGAGUCGAAGAUGGCAACUGCAAAGGAUAUUGGAAAGAGGACCAAAGUUUUCAAAAAUUUGGUAACACAGCUUGCUCUUGAGAGAGAGCGUCUCAAUAAGCAGCUGUCUUCCUUAGCAAGUCAGAACAAAAUUUUGGUAGUGAAGCUAAAGCAGACAUAUAAAGAUCCUUCUCAAGAAGUUGGUGUGACUUUGACCACUGACCAGGAGGUGGACCGGACAUGGAAAAAUUUAUCUGCCAAUGAUAAUGAAGUGAAAGUUGCAGAUUCAGUGCCAGAUGUUGAAACUGUGAGGAGAAUAGAUGCAGGAGCAUUGAAUUUUAAGCAUUUAUUCAUAUCAGUGUUUGUCUUGCUGCUUUCAGCUGUGGCUUAUCUGUAUUUCAAGGACAUGGGUUUUGAUGCCAGUUUAUGAAUGGAUUAUCUUCAGGAAUUUAUGCUUUUUUUUGGAAGGUAAGAGGAUGCUAUUCUGAUCUAGGUAGGGAUUUAGGGAAUGAGGGGUAGAGGGACGGAACCCCCUACCUCAGAUAUACCAUAAUGCUUGGUAAGUAGGGGAGGUGCCACUAGGUUACAAGGCCAUUGAUGUUGUAGCUUUUAAUACAAAGCAGUGUAGUAACCAAAUUUUGUUCUAACUGACAAUAUAUUUCUUAUGAGGUAGAUAUGGUCUUCUUUCCUAACAA
Lotus japonicus is the source of this 2325-nucleotide messenger RNA. Its product is annotated as WPP domain-interacting tail-anchored protein 1. NCBI's taxonomy places the organism in Eukaryota, Viridiplantae, Streptophyta, Magnoliopsida, Fabales, Fabaceae. The coding region runs from base 183 to 2060 and encodes 625 amino acids. The record is from RefSeq and is a predicted model, not a curated record. The transcript is spliced from 5 exons.